AUGGGCCAUUGGUUUUUAUCGAACAUUCCAUGGAAGUCAUUGAAAGUUUAUAUUGUACUUGUGCUUGUAAUUUUACUUUUUAAUGGAGUGGAACGUACUCCAUUCAUAGUAGUUAUUCUAGGAGGAUGUUUUUUCGUGGUUUAUAUUCCAUUCUAUUAUUCUUGA
Molecule: messenger RNA, 165 nt
Organism: Debaryomyces tyrocola
Lineage: Eukaryota; Fungi; Ascomycota; Pichiomycetes; Serinales; Debaryomycetaceae
Source: the annotation of a GenBank genome assembly